Molecule: messenger RNA, 987 nt
Organism: Ylistrum balloti
Lineage: Eukaryota; Metazoa; Mollusca; Bivalvia; Pectinida; Pectinidae
Product: mu-type opioid receptor-like
Exons: 1
Coding region: 1-987 (328 amino acids)
Biological process (GO): G protein-coupled receptor signaling pathway
Cellular component (GO): membrane
Molecular function (GO): G protein-coupled receptor activity
Source: RefSeq, a predicted model, not a curated record
AUGACAUCUGACGGCAACCUGACGACACCUGAGGAAGCAGACGACGGUUACCCUCCUCUCCUUAUAGUUUUCAUUGUGUUGCAGCAACUUGUUUUCAGCCUUUCCUGUGUUGGCAAUGGUAUCGUCAUAUAUAUCUUUAUUCGUCACCUCCGUCUCAAAUCCUUAACCAACCGUUUUGUCGUGGGACUUGCCGCCGCCGAUUUCUUCACGGGACUUUCGGUCGGAUCUCAGAUAUUUUAUUUCUUAUUUCCAAACCUGAACACUUACAGGGUGGCAUGCUUCAUCAGGUACCAAAUGGUUGCAUUUAUGACGAUGACAUCACAGUUGACAGUGUCAUUUACUACAUUCGACAGAUACAUGGCGAUUUGUCAUCCCCAUAGUUACAGUAAAGUGGUAACCAACAUUACGGCGAAUGUCCUGGUUACGACGCCAUGGAUUUAUGCUCUCAUUAUAACGACGUCAUCCUACAUUGGACUUGAGCCACGGACAAGCGAUUCCUUAAACUGUCUCUAUCAUCUCAUAUUCGAACAUGGCGUCUAUUUAGCAUCGGCAUUGACUAUCGUCUUUUUUAGUAUCGCAUCUUUCGUCAUGUACAUGUGCAUUUUACGCAUUGCAUGGAAAUACUACAACAGAAUACGUCCUUCCAUCUCCUCCAGUUCCAAUCCCAAAACACGUCAGAAGUCCACGGAGCGGGACGUCCGAAGUGCAAAGGUUAUGGGAAUCGUAACGACGGGGUUUACGGUUUGUUGGGCACCAUUCACGGCCUAUCAGUUCCGAUAUGGAUUGGGGUUUGUUGACCUGACCAUGGACGAUAUCAGUGCUUCCAAUUGGCUUGUAUUUCUUGGGAUGACCAAUAGCCUUGUAAAUCCGGUGAUAUACGCUUGGCAGAGGAAGGAUUUCAACAGAGCUUGCAGGAAGCUCUGUGGUCGAAACAUUGACGGGAGCAAUUCUACGGCCGGCUUCACUUCACAUGUCUCAACAACGUAA